UGGGAGACCUCCAAGCCUGGGCUCAGCCCUCACCCCCAGAAAUUGCAUCCUUACUGCUGGGACAAGGUCUUGGAAGAGCUUCUGGAGAGUUACUGAAGGAGAGAAUAUUUACCAGGAGUGAUUAAAGAUAAUGGAUCCAGACUUUUUAAAUGCAUUUACACAGCCUUCUACACCUGAUCAAUUCCUAACUGCAGAUGUCAUUGCUAAAGGCGAGAAGAGAAAACUCAUAAAACCAACCUCAAGCAACAACCCCAAACUGGAAGAAUUGAAACUGUUCUUGACUGAGUGGAUCAACAGAACUCUGAAAGAGGAACACAUAGUAGUUAAAAGUCUGGAAGAAGACCUGUAUGAUGGGCUGGUACUUCAUCAUCUCCUGGAAAAUUUAGGAUCUCUCAGGCUGGAUGUUGAGAAGAUUGCAUUAACAGAAAAAAAACAGCGAAAGAAACUCUCAGUGAUUCUGGAAGUCGUGGCCAAGUGUUUGCAACUGGAAGAAAGUCAGCUGAAAUGGAGUGUGGAAUCUAUCUUAGCAAAGGACUUACUGAGCACGCUGCAUCUUCUUGUUGCAAUAGCAAAGCACUUUGAACCCACCCUGGCUCUGCCUCCAAAUGUUCAAGUGGAGACAAUCACCAUCGAGGUCACCUCUGUAGGAUUAAAGACAUCAAAUGCCGUGGAAUAUAUCACAGAAAACAAAGAGAAUAUAGAAGCGCAGUCAAAAGAUGAUGCCUUUGAUGAAUUAUUUAGCUGUGAUCCAGAUAAACUGGAUGCUGUAAAAAAGGCACUUUUGGAAUUUGUUGACCAGCAUGUUGGAAAAUUAGGAAUAAAUGUGAAAGACAUCGAAUCUCAGUUUUCAGAUGGGGUUAUCUUACUUCUCCUAAUUGGACAACUAGAGGGUUACUUUCUGAAUUUAAGGAAUUUCUUCCUGACUCCGGCCAGCACCAUGGAAAUGCUCCACAAUGUUAACCUGGCACUGGAGUUGCUAGCAGAGGGAGGCCUUCUGAAUUUUCCUGUGAACUCUGAAGAUAUUGUGAACGGAGAUCCGAAGGCUAUAAUGCGAAUUCUGUAUUGCUUGUAUUCCAAAUACAGAACCAAAGAAGCAUGAAGAACAAGGCCAAGAGCUUGAGCUGCCCUUUCUUUGGUGUUUUUUUUUUUUGUUGUUGUUGUUGUUUUGUCCCUUGCAGAUCAUGGUAUGGUUUUUGGAUUCCCAGCUCUGUUUACAACUGCUUCUGGGCAUGCACUGGUAUUUGACACUUGCUGUGUUAACACUGUAUAGCAAAUAUGUUGUUCAUGCAAGAUUUCACAUACACAGCCUGAGCAACUGUAAAUGUGUUUCCACAGCUGGUGUUACUCUAGGGCUGUAGCUCUUAUCCCAGAUCCUGCCUUCUGUAUUCUCUGAGUCCCUCCCUGUGCUGCAAAGAAAUUAAAUGUGUGUUUUUUCUGGGCCCUGUAUUCUUUGCUCCUGAAGGUGACUUUGAAAGUUGUUGCAUCCUCCCCAUUUUCCUGCUUUGGGAAGUCAUUUGGAAAACUAGAGAUGAGAAAGACCCACCAGAGUGGGAGGGCUGAGACACACCUCAAGUUCAAAACCUGCUUUAGAGAGGUGGCCAGUGCUGUCAGACAAGAGGAUAUGAAUGGGAUGCCAAAUGAAUAGAUAGCAAAAAUGAAAUGUGAACUUACCAAGUGUUUUAUAAAUGUUUCAGUGCUCAUUUGCUUGAAUAUGGAAAAGGCACUCAGCACAAUAUGCUGGUGUGAAACUGUGCAGGAACAGGGGGUUCUCCUGCACAGCUGUAGAAGGAUGCCCUUAUUUUCUUUCUAAGCCAGUGCCAAACCAUGUCCAGCUCUAACUGCAGCCCUGACACCAACUCUGGCUAGUAGGGAUGCCAAUCCAUGUCUAGCAUGUUGUGAGAGGGAGUCACAUCUGCACUUUGUCUGCAGUAAAAGAUGGGCAGAUGCUGGCUGAGCUCUGCAGCUGGUGGAGGUAGAGGCCACUAUGGGUGGGAGCAGUGAAUUCAGCUUCCCAGUGCCUCUCACAGCUGAGUCAUCUCAAACUUGUCAGGCUCUCCUAGGUGAAUUUGUCCAGCCUCCAUUCCCCACCUCUCAGCAGUUUCCUCUGGGUGCAUCAAGGUAGCCACAAUUUAUUAAUGAUCACCCUCGGUCUUUCUUGGGGGAUUUAAAUCAGAACUCCUUUCAAAACCUCCAUCUAUUCUCUUGACCUUAAAUUUAUGACAUGUUGCAUAAAACUAGAGAUAUAAUUAGAAAAAAAAAAGUUUCAGUAUUUUUUUUCACUUCCAUCUAAACUGAAUAAAUUUCCUGCCAUGGGUAGCUCUGACAUUUGAUCUCUGGUCUGAUCCUCCGUCUGUGUGUUAAUGGGAAACCAGAGCUCACCAGGUGCGAGUGCUGACAUUUACAGAGGAGAAUUUGUUGUGUCUGCCUCUGGAUCAUGCAGCCCAGGGAAGAUCCUUAGAUAGCAAUACUGAUAAGUCUUUUGAAAAUGGUAACACUGCACAGCUGCUGGGGGACGGAGCUGUGCAAACUGCCCUGAGACCAAUCCCUUCUCCACUAAGAAUUAGCUUGUGACAUUUUUACAGAGAAAAAUACAAUCUUUGGUGCCAAUGAGCUACCAAGAUCACUUGACUCUCCAGCAAAUAUUAGUCGUGGUGCUGAUCUGAGCAAUUUAAGUAAAGAAUAAUUGUUUUUUUCAUUUGCAAGUCCCCAUAGGCACCUUGCUUGAUUCCUUAAUGGGCUUCCAAGAAUCAACUGGGAGACCUGAGAAGUUCAUUCUUGCUUCGCAGAGUUUUGUAACACUGCACAUAGAACAUACAUUCAUUGUAGAAUGAAAUGCUAUUGAGCAGAUAAACCCAGGAUGUGGCUUGUGGAGAGCAGGGGUGAGGGGGCAGGAGGGCCUGGGCAGUGAUUUGGUAGCAGUCUGGCCUUUUCCUCCUGGGAAGCUGUCCUGAACCUCUUGCCCUGUGCUGGUGAUCAGAAUUCAGUUCCAGUGUGUAACUCCAGGCAUAUGACCUGGGCUAGGAAAAAGCCACCAGUGCUAGGAGGAUUAGCUAGUGCUGCCCUGGUUAGAUGGUUAUUACUGCUUAAGGAAACUGCUGGAUUUUAAUCCAUGUGCUCUGAGUUUUGUGUUCCAUGCCUCUGACAUAAAUAAAUUCAGUGCUUGUACUUCCAACAA
Molecule: messenger RNA, 3175 nt
Organism: Agelaius phoeniceus (red-winged blackbird)
Lineage: Eukaryota; Metazoa; Chordata; Aves; Passeriformes; Icteridae
Gene: PARVG
Product: parvin gamma
Biological process (GO): cell projection assembly; actin cytoskeleton organization; substrate adhesion-dependent cell spreading
Cellular component (GO): cytoplasm; focal adhesion; actin cytoskeleton
Molecular function (GO): actin binding
Source: RefSeq, a predicted model, not a curated record